This is a messenger RNA of Penicillium subrubescens, 2313 nucleotides long. RefSeq lists its product as uncharacterized. NCBI's taxonomy places the organism in Eukaryota, Fungi, Ascomycota, Eurotiomycetes, Eurotiales, Aspergillaceae. The record is from RefSeq and is a predicted model, not a curated record. The coding region runs from base 1 to 2250 and encodes 749 amino acids. The transcript has 2 exons. Gene Ontology annotation, molecular function: hydrolase activity, acting on glycosyl bonds.
AUGUGGAAGUCCGCAUUAUGGUUGGCAUUGGCAACCGCUGCCACUACUUCAGCCCUGCCUUCGGAGGACCAUGGCGAAUCUUGUCCCAUCAAUCAUGACCCGUCACCCAAUUGGCAUGAGGGGCCCUUCAAGGAAAUCGUUCGUUUGGUUGAAGGAUGCCCCGGCGGACGCCCUUUCUGUCGCGAACUCAUUCACCAGUCUGAUGUUACUACCAAAACCAAGAUGGUGACUCCAGCGCCAACUACCGUCAAGAUCACUCAAACUAUCACCGAUCAUUCUCGUGAAGUGACAAAGACGACCACUCAGGGGAUCACCUCGACAAUUGCCCGGUCUCCGAUAACCACCACUCUUUUUGCGACAUCAACUUUCACUGAGACUGUGCCUUUGACGAUCACAGACCUAUCCACUUCUACAAGUGUGGAUGUAUCCACCGUCUUCCUGACUCAACCUGACUAUGAAACAGUCACCAGAUCGGUUACUAGCUUCAUCACGAACACAGUCACUCAGGUAAUCACUGAUGACACGACUGCCACUCUCACCCAGUAUUUCACGGACACUACCACCGAGACUUUCUCAAAUACGAUCACCGACUAUGAGACAGUCUACGUUACAUCAUACAUCACGGACUUUGCGACCAACUAUGUCACCAAUCUUUACACGGAAAUCGCAACUGACACCAUCACAAACUACCAUACCGAGACAACUACCAUUUCCUUCACUAAUACCGCCACUGCAACGGCGACGAACACUGUUCCAUCUACAACCACUCAGGAAGUGGAUGUGACUACGACUGAUACACAGUCUCUGACUCUUAUUAACACCGAUUUCAUUACCUCGACCAACACGCUCUCUGCCACGGAGACCGACUACAUCACUGCCACAAUCACUUCCGUCAGGACUGAUGGCGUUACUGUCACUACAACCGCAGUAACAACUGUUGCACCUGCCAAGCGGGACGAGAUCAACGCACGUGCUGCACUACCCACUCCUUUCGCCUUGAAGAACAUUGACGACAGUCACCUGUCAAGCGCAUGCUCUAUCCUGUGGGAUGAGAAGUGGCUGUCAACGGCGUAUACCACGACGACAGUCGCAAAGCCUACAGUCACUAAGACUAUCACCAUUCACACCGACGCGCCUGGAACCCAUACCAUCUACAUCACAAAGUAUACAACCGAUUUUGUGACCAACACACCCAGUCUCUUGACUACGGUCGUGACCAACACCGUCACCACCGAUGUCACGAGUACAGUAACCAUUGAUGAGACAGCAACCGUCACAUCCUCGUCUACUACGACUGCCACCGAUACUUUCACAGUGACAGUCACAUUGGAUGCCCCAACCACUGAGACCGACCUCGUCACUGCCACGGUCACUACUGACGUGACAAUCUCGACCACUUUGGAUAUUACAUCCGAAGUAACUGCCUCGGUGACGGACAAUGUCACAGCGGACGUGACAAACACUGCCACGACUGAUCUCACCACGGUUCAAACUAAUACCGAAACCGUCGAUAUCACAUCCAGCCAGAGAGUUACCCAGACUGCCGAUAUCACUGCUACCGAAACGGCAUCUGUGACGAGCACCGAGACCUCGACAACUACCAUCGACGUUACGGAAGUGGCAACGAUUACUUCAACUUCUUUCUUCGGAGUCACCACCACUCAACCAGUCACGCUCCAAAGCACGAUCGUCAAUACAGUCGAUGUCACUGACACUAAAUUCACCACGUCAACCAUCGAGGUUACCACGACCAAGACAGUCUCGACGACUACCACGACCACGAUCACCUCAACAGUGACGAGCGCUCCAACUUGCGGAGUGAACCGUGUCUCGAACCCCGGUUUCGAGAGCGGAUCUCUCUCACCCUGGUCAUCGACCGUCAGUGGUAGCGGACGCUAUUCAUUUGUCCCCGGAAAGUCUGGCACCUACGCAAUCGAUCUCUCCGCAACCGGUAACAGCGUGAGCACAUCAUCCAUCAAACAGUCACUUGCAACUACCCCUGGUAAAACGUACACGGUAUCCUUCUACUCUUACUACGUGAGUGGAGGCGCCACGUCCGCACUGCUGGUCUCCGUUGACAACAGUGCUACAACUACGUCCUUAUAUAAUAUUGGAACAAGUGCCAAGAACGUUUGGAAGAUGUACCAGUCUACUUUCGUGGCGACUUCAUCGUCUACCUCGAUUACCUUUAAGCUGACUUCACAGUCCCCUGUGCAUGCUUAUCUUGAUCAGAUCUCGGUUAUGUGCUGAUUGAGGGAAGGGCGGAAGGCUGUGUGUUUUGCUAAGUUCUUAUGUUGUAUUAUAUUGUUCGCG